GAUGAGGAGCGGGCUCUCUUUCUUCCUCCCGGGGCUCAGUUGAUCCUGCUGCCAGGCGGUGUCGAGCAGCAGCCUCAGCGCUGGAUUCCGGGCGGGGGUGAAGCGCAGCCCCGAAGGCGCCGCGAAGGGGAGGCGGGAGAGGCGGCUAAAGAGAGCGGAGCGGGGGGAAAAUCAAAUCUAUGCUUGGAACUGGGCUUCUUUUUCGCCAAUGCAAAAGGGAAUAUGCAGCACAUUUUUGCCUUCUUCUGCACCAGUUUCCUAGGGGCGGUGUUAGGGGCCAAUUUCCCCAACAAUAUCCAGAUAGGGGGGUUAUUUCCUAAUCAACAGUCCCAGGAACAUGCGGCUUUUAGGUUUGCGUUGUCUCAGCUCACGGAACCCCCUAAACUCCUUCCCCAGAUUGACAUUGUGAACAUCAGUGACAGCUUUGAAAUGACAUACACCUUCUGCUCGCAGUUCUCCAAGGGCGUCUAUGCCAUCUUUGGGUUUUAUGAGAGGAGGACCGUCAACAUGCUCACAUCUUUCUGUGGGGCUCUCCAUGUCUGCUUCAUAACACCAAGCUUCCCUGUUGAAACGUCCAACCAGUUUGUUCUUCAGCUUCGCCCAGAGCUCCAGGAUGCCCUCAUCAAUGUCAUCGAGCACUACAGCUGGCAGAAGUUUGUGUACAUUUAUGAUGCUGACCGGGGGUUGUCAGUCCUACAGAAAGUGCUGGACACUGCAGCCGAGAAGAACUGGCAGGUGACAGCCGUCAACAUCCUGACAACAACAGAAGAAGGCUACCGCGUGCUCUUCCAGGAGCUGGAGAAGAAGAAGGAAAGGCUGGUGGUGGUGGACUGUGAAUCUGAGCGGCUGAACAUCAUCCUUGGCAAGAUUAUCCAGCUUGAAAAAAAUGGGAAUGGGUACCACUACAUUCUGGCAAAUUUGGGAUUCAUGGAUAUAGACCUGACCAAAUUCAAGGAGAGCGGAGCCAAUGUAACUGGCUUCCAGUUGGUGAAUUACACGGAUACUGUUCCUGCCAGGAUCAUGCAGCAGUGGAGGAAUAAUGAUGCCAGGGAGCAUCCCCGUGUGGACUGGAAGAGGCCAAAGUACACAUCAGCCCUAACAUAUGAUGGGGUCCGGGUGAUGGCUGAGGCGUUUCAGAACCUGCGGAGGCAGCGGAUCGACAUCUCUCGUCGAGGCAAUGCUGGGGACUGCCUUGCCAACCCGGCCGUGCCAUGGGGACAAGGCAUCGACAUCCAGAGAGCACUGCAGCAGGUCCAUUUUGAAGGAUUGUCUGGCAACGUUCAGUUCAAUGAGAAGGGACGGAGGACCAACUACACCCUCCAUGUGAUUGAGAUGAAACAUGAUGGGAUCAGAAAGAUUGGUUAUUGGAAUGAAGAUGAGAAGUUGGUUCCAACAGCCAUAGAUACUCAAAGCGGCAAUGAAUCUACAAGCCUCCAGAACAGGACUUACAUAGUCACAACUAUCCUAGAAGACCCAUAUGUGAUGCUCAAGAAGAACGCCAACCAGUUUGAAGGCAAUGAAAGGUAUGAAGGUUACUGUGUGGAGCUCGCUGCUGAGAUAGCAAAGCAUGUUGGCUACCACUACAGGCUGGAGAUUGUCAGAGAUGGGAAGUACGGAGCCCGGGACCCCGACACCAAAACAUGGAAUGGCAUGGUGGGAGAACUCGUUUAUGGGAGGGCGGAUGUGGCUGUGGCUCCAUUAACCAUCACUCUGGUUCGAGAAGAAGUUAUAGACUUUUCCAAACCGUUCAUGAGCUUAGGUAUAUCUAUCAUGAUAAAAAAACCUCAGAAGUCCAAACCAGGAGUUUUUUCCUUUCUGGAUCCUUUGGCUUAUGAGAUAUGGAUGUGCAUUGUUUUUGCCUACAUUGGAGUGAGUGUUGUUCUCUUCCUGGUGAGUCGCUUCAGCCCUUACGAGUGGCACACUGAGGAAUUCGAGGAAGGACGGGACCAGCCGGCCAAUGACCAGACAAAUGAGUUUGGGAUAUUCAACAGUCUCUGGUUCUCCCUAGGAGCUUUCAUGCAGCAAGGAUGUGAUAUUUCUCCAAGGUCUCUCUCUGGCCGCAUAGUCGGUGGCGUCUGGUGGUUCUUCACCUUGAUCAUCAUAUCCUCCUACACAGCUAACCUGGCUGCCUUCCUCACCGUGGAAAGGAUGGUUUCUCCCAUCGAGAGUGCAGAGGACUUGGCCAAGCAGACGGAAAUCGCCUAUGGGACCCUGGAAGCUGGCUCCACGAAAGAAUUUUUUAGGCGGUCCAAAAUAGCAGUGUUUGAGAAGAUGUGGACCUACAUGAAGUCAGCCGAACCCUCCGUUUUCGUGAGGACGACAGAAGAGGGGAUGAUCCGGGUGAGGAAGUCAAAAGGGAAGUAUGCCUACCUCUUGGAGUCCACGAUGAACGAGUACAUCGAGCAGCGGAAGCCCUGUGACACCAUGAAGGUGGGAGGUAACUUGGACUCCAAAGGCUAUGGCAUUGCAACGCCAAAGGGGUCUGCACUGAGAGGUCCCGUAAACCUAGCGGUUUUGAAACUCAGUGAGCAAGGCGUCUUAGACAAGCUGAAAAGCAAAUGGUGGUACGAUAAAGGGGAAUGUGGAAGCAAGGACUCCGGAAGUAAGGACAAGACAAGCGCGCUGAGUCUCAGCAAUGUGGCGGGGGUUUUCUAUAUCCUCAUCGGUGGGCUCGGACUAGCCAUGCUGGUUGCCUUAAUCGAGUUUUGUUACAAGUCCAGAAGUGAAUCAAAGCGGAUGAAGGUGGCAACCCAUUCCCCGGCCUUUCACACCUUCUCUCUGAUCCUACCCCGGCUCCAAAGCUGCCUUCAGAGACGGAUGCAGCCCAGACCACGGGUGGAAAGCCAAAACAUAGGGAUAAAGAAGUGACCGUGUCACUCAACUUGCUAGAAAGGAAUAGAAGCUUCAGAGGAAGCUAAGAGAGGGUCAAGUGGGGCAUAGCGGGGAGCUGAUGCAAGAUCAGACGUGGCAUAAUGCUAGUUCAAAAUCCAUAUACAGAGCAAAAUCAUAGCACAAACAGUAACAGGAACACAUUGCCAUUCCUUAAAAUUAACAAAAGCAGACAACGGCAAUGUUCAUGCAGCAUAGAUGAAGUGUGCUGGGGCUGGUGUGAUACAGCUGUUACUGCAAGAUGAAAAAAUCCCCAAACCCAAGCAGUUAACAGCAAGAUAAAACUGGGGGAGCUCGGUAAUGAAUCAGAUCCUGGUGUUCCCUUUGCUGGCACCCUGCUGGCACCGUUUGCAGGUUGGCAACAGUGAUAUAUGCUCAGAGCGUUGAUGCCCUGGAACGGAUGAUGUGGGUUUCCAAAAUCGCCAUUACAGGUCCUCUUAGAAAUUGGCCUCUAAUGUCUCCUGUAAUGUGCUGGGGUUUUUUCACGACCCUGUCAUGGUCUUGCAGAAGCGUACUUCCUAUGACCCAGGAGAUUCGUUUCUUCUCUUAAUUCUAGUGUGCCUGAAUUUCAGAGUGUCAAGAGUGGAUUAGAUUUGAGAGCCUUGGGGAUGCACAUUUAAUGCAGCAUCAGUGGAACAAGUACAUGUUAACUCAGAUGACUAGCAGAAGCGAUCCCUUAUACAGAUACCAUUGUGCACAAGAGUGCAAAGGGAUCUGUGCUGUAAGAGUAACACAUUCCUUUUCUUCCUCAUAUUGACCUCUCCCGUGAACAUGGAAGUCAGUUCGAGCCUAUUAGUCUGCAGUGAGUUUCAUAACAUUUAGAGAGAUUUUCACUUCUCUGAGCACUGAUACUUACCCGGAAUCAAAUAGAAAAUAAGCAGUCAUUUCUUUGGGUUUAUGUCACCAUUUCGCUACAUGCUUAAUGUUUUGUCAGCAAUAAUAACAUUUCUAAUUCACUGCAAAUGUGCAACAGCUCUUUUCCCAUUGAGGUUCAGGAAAUUCUACAGGCAAGGAGAGGUACAUUGAGCACAGGGAUAAGAUAAUGUGAGCAAUUAAUGUCCCAAAUAUACAAGAAUUAAAUUAUAAUUGCUGUCUACACUGUUAAGCUAGGUAUGUCAUAAAUACACUGUGAAAGAGUGUCAGAAUGCAAUAGCUCCACAGUUUUAGUCUUAAGCAGAUUCUGCCCUGCUCUUGGCUUCCCUGUGUUGCUUGAAAUGAUCCACUGAUUCACGUCAGUGUUAGCUUGCAGUGCUCUUGCCAUGUUAAAACCAGCCACUAUGGGAAGGAAUUUUUGCUCCCAAUGUUAACAUCAGACCUAAGCUUGUCCCUCUGGCUGACUCCUGCCAUCAGUGGCUGCCCUACAAAGCCAUUCAGCAGAGCCAGGUGAGCGCCCAGGAGGAUGGGCCAGACCCUCUAAAUCCAACCUCUCAGCAAGUCCCUACUGACACUGGGGUGUGCUGCGUAUCCUGCCAGCACUGGAGGCUACUUCAUGCCUGGCAAGGCACGAAGUUGGCUGUUUCUGAAUAGCUGUUGCAGAUUUAUCUGUUCUGGAUAAUUCUUCACCUGCAUAUCCCAGUCCAGAAAAGAUGAUGGUGUCCUUAGAGAUAGUUUAAAUGCAAAGAAACCACAUUGACUUCAUCUUUUAGUUUAAUUAUUCUAAACAGGUGGUUUCCUUAGAUCUCUGAAAGCAAACAUUUUGGACAGUAUCUGGAACAGGAAGAUGAGAUUUGGUUUCCUGAGUUAGGUUUGCACUUCCUGGUAACCUCAGUAGCCACUGCAGACAAAAAACAUAGGCACAUGCUCAACUUCUCACAUGAGGAAAGUUAAACAUAUGCUUGCAGUGAGUCAGAGUCCACCACACGUAACAGUACUGGAGUAGUAAUAGCGUAUCUAUGGGGGAAGUGUGUGUAAUGCCUCUACUCAGAUCCAGGAUGGCUGUUCUUUCUUACGUUGUAGUGUUUGAAUAGUUUUUGCAUAUGGCACAUAUGCUCUAUGCCCCAAAAUACAGCUGAAGCAUUUAAUUGUGAAUGUAGAAGAGAUGUGAAUUAACAGAGCAGGUACAGCAGAGACAUGCAGAAAGUUAAGAGUCUGAAUGGAGACAAGGAGGGAGAGAACAGUGAGAGAAAGACAACACUGGUUUAUAUUGCAACUUCUCCAACAUUGCUAAGGACAGGGGGAGACCCCCCCGUCCUUCCUAAAAAGGGUUUUUGUUUAAUCCCACAGCAAUCAAUCAAUGAAGCCAUACGGACAUCAACCCUUCCCAGGCCGGCUGCAGCAGGAGGCAGUGGAGAAAACGGACGUGUGGUCAGCCACGAUUUCCCCAAAUCCAUGCAGACGAUCCCAUGCAUGAGCCACAGCACCGGCAUGUCCCUGGGAGCUACAGGAUUAUAAUUGGCCUUUUGACCCAUUGCCUGGGUGAGAGCAGGGGCAGCCCAACUCCACCCCCUCCAGAGCCAAAAACAAACCCAACACCAACAAGACAAACGACGAUGACAGAAGGGACAAUUGGAUGGAUCAUCUCAAGGAAAUCAAUUCUAUUUCCCUUUUUAUUUGCUAACAGAUCCACGGGCAGGAGAACAGAAAUAGGUCUGUACUGCAAUAAGGAGAGUAUAAUGGGAUUUAACAGACUCGUGAACCAUCCCUGAUCAAAGAACCACUGGAACACUAAUGAGGACUAUGCCAUUUUGUUUUAACUUGGUUGUUAAUAAGUCUUAGUGUGUGCAAUAUAUAUAUUUUUUCUUACUAAUUCCUGUGGUGUCAGGGUAACAUCAGCCCUUUCCCCUUUCCCUGCUCAGUCCUUCAAUCUGGUUUAGUUUGGGAUGCAAACCAUAAUGUCUGAGCUACUAACAGCAAAAAAGAGAAUCCUAUAAAUGGCAAGUUGAACUCCCUACUGGGCAUCAGCGUUGACCCCUUUUGUCCAUCGUGAUUCUGCCUUCUGUUGUUCUGUUGUGAACUUGGGCUGUGGAGUUACUGCAACGAGGCAGACAGAGCUGCGAAUGGCUCUCCCUGCGACAGGAAGAACUUUACGUGAGAAAAACCCUGAACAAAGACACAAGGCUGUUUUACAGGGGCAAAGUGAUGAGUGAGUUUGGAAACCCCAGGUAACCUGAGGACAAAGUGAUUAUUCUUCCAGGGAUAAUAAGUGGUGGUUCAAGAGAAGAAUCAUGUGCCUGGAGUGAAGAGCGUCGUGCGUGGCAGACUAGAGCAGAUGGUUGGUCGAAGAUCAUGGUCAGCUGCAGUUUAUGGAAGAGAGAAAGUAAAUGCCGCAUUCCCCUCACAUGCGACUCUCCUGCCUAGGUUAUUGGGGGCUAAUAAGCAAUUGUGAACCAUUUCUUCAUUGCUUAGCUUCUGUGUGUGCUCCCUUUUUGGUGGUCACAUAAGGGAACCACCUUGAGCCGGGACUAGACCAUCUCAAGACAUCCAGUUCUAGAUGGCUGCGUAUUAACCAGUAAAACAUGCUAGAAGUCAUGGGUCUGCAAUGAGAAUAUCCCUGCCUUUUUGCUCUGAAAUCCCUUUUUGGCCAUCUUUCUAAUGAAGAGGGACAUUUUGUAGAUAGUCAGCUCCUGGAAGGAACUGCUGAAGCAAACCAAGGAGGAGACCCUACAAGAGCUUCAUUCAAGCAUCCAUGACAUUCGACAGCAUCAGAGCUGGUCAAACUCAGCCUUCCUGUCAAGUUGUGGCCUGUCUGGGUAAAAAGCCAAAAGUAGCAGAUUCCCACUCAUGUAUCCUUAGAGAGGGGGAAGCAUCCACACGUCAGGAGAGCAGUUUACUGACCCCAAACUUGGUAUUGCAGAAAUCAAUAGUCCAGCCACAGGUGUGGAGAUGAAAGGGGCAAGGAUGAUUUUCCAGAACCAUACAAAAGGUUCAUUCUGUGAACCACUGGCAUGGACAGAUAAAUGCUUCCCACUGGUAGACCUCUGACACCUCCCCGGAGCGAGGGAUUCGCAGGGAAGCAUCUGGAGAGAGAGAUCUGUGGGGCAGGGACCACAGUGAACCCACUUAGCCUUGCCACGUCUCACUGAUGGCAAAUGAAGUUCAAAGCUUUUCACAGGACUCAGUAAAUACCUGUCUGGGGACUGAGCUGCUAUUGGAGUGUUCUGAGAUGCUUUUUCUCUUCUUUUUUUCUUUUUUCUUUUUUUCUUCUUUUUUCUUCAACGUAGCAAGAGAGGAGCAGGAAAAGAAGAGAGGCAGAUGAAGAGAAAGUGAUGCAGACAAAUGACUGGCACAGGUCUAUGAGGAGGAUCUGUCUAUACAGCUGUCUGUAAGUACAGCUGGAAGCUGCCUGAAUACGUUUCCACUAGUGUAUGAAUGCGCAGAGCAAUACGUUUACCACCUUUAACACCAGCCUGGUCUGAAGUAUCUGUUCCACUUAUCCACUUGUCACGCAACACUUUGGAGACCAGCAAGUCAGAGUCAAGGUCCUAAGCUCGGGCACAGCAUGUCUUGUGCCAAUCUUUUCCUCUCUCCACAACUGGAAACCAUUGUGAACUCUCAUCACCGAACAUGAACUCUGUUUUCAGACCACUCCAAACACCUCUUCAGGUCACACUGUGGUGGUUAGCAUUGUUUUUAAUCCACUUCUCUUAAUUUUAACUUCAGUUCUGUGUAAGUGCUAGCACAGUGGGGCAUCCCACAAGCUAGCCUGUUUCCAUGCCCAGAGCUCUUGGAUACAUCUCUUUACUCAGCUCUUGCCGCAUCCUGGACCUUGUCACAGCAAUGCACCACUGGGAACUGUGGUGGGAUCCAGCUCCAAGACCCAUGAUUGCCCUGUCCUCCUCCAAAGACAGGACCACGUGGCAGCAGGUCAUGGGGAGCCCGGCCGGGCAGUUAAGACUGUCUUGUGAGAAGCAGCACAUCUGUGCUAGGACUGGCCGCCUGUGACAUGAAGAUGUGAGAUGCAGUUGUCAAAGGCUUUUGAUCAAUGGAGGGGUUAAAAAAACAAACAAGCAAACAAAAAAAAGAUGAAUAGGACAAAAGCGUGGAAAAUGUUAACUUGUAAUAUGUAUUUUUACUACACUUUUCUUAAAAAUAGAGUAAUGGUAAAACUCUUGAAGACAUUGACAUUUUUUCUCAACAGGAAUCCAUAUUUAACAGUUUUGGCUUUCAUUAAAUUUUGCUCUUUGGUACCUGGA
Messenger RNA from Strigops habroptila (Kakapo), 8021 nucleotides. It is a transcript of the gene GRIA1, whose product is annotated as glutamate ionotropic receptor AMPA type subunit 1. NCBI's taxonomy places the organism in Eukaryota, Metazoa, Chordata, Aves, Psittaciformes, Psittacidae. Bases 223 to 2868 code for a protein of 881 amino acids. Gene Ontology annotation, cellular component: AMPA glutamate receptor complex; dendritic spine; plasma membrane. The record is from RefSeq and is a predicted model, not a curated record. Gene Ontology annotation, biological process: modulation of chemical synaptic transmission; synaptic transmission, glutamatergic; monoatomic ion transport. Gene Ontology annotation, molecular function: transmitter-gated monoatomic ion channel activity involved in regulation of postsynaptic membrane potential; AMPA glutamate receptor activity. The transcript is spliced from 15 exons.